This is a messenger RNA of Tilletiopsis washingtonensis, 2921 nucleotides long. RefSeq lists its product as hypothetical. The record is from RefSeq and is a predicted model, not a curated record. Gene Ontology annotation, molecular function: poly(A) binding; mRNA 3'-UTR binding; poly(U) RNA binding. NCBI's taxonomy places the organism in Eukaryota, Fungi, Basidiomycota, Exobasidiomycetes, Entylomatales. The transcript is spliced from 5 exons. Gene Ontology annotation, cellular component: cytosol; nucleus; ribonucleoprotein complex. The coding region runs from base 105 to 2486 and encodes 793 amino acids.
CCCUGAAGCACUCCAGCUGCACUCCAGACUUGCGCUCCUCACUCUCAUUGCAGCGCAGCACCUCCACAUCCUCACUCUCUACCCUUGGCCGGCGCACGUCCGCCAUGGCCGACUCCAUCUACGCCCCGCGUCCCGACGCCGGCCGCAGCGGCGCAGAGGCAUCGCAGCAUGCGCCCAGCGCCGAUGCCGCAGCGCAGGCACCUGUGUCUGAAGCCGGAGAUGUCUCUGCCGAGUCGCUCGAGGCACCGCCGCCGCCGCCGCACCCGUUCCUCACGCGCCCGCUGCUCCAUGUGCGCGGCCUGGACGCUGCGCUGUCGGACAAGGAGCUCGCAAGCGGGCCGUUUCAGCUCUUCCUGCCUGUCCGCCUCAACAUCAACCGGUCAGUGCCGGAAGGGCAGACGGCCAGCGGCACAGUGGAGUUCCAGACGCUCGAGCGAGCUGAGAGAGCACUGGCUACUGUGCGCGGCGGCGUGGAGCUCUCCGUCGCUGCCGACCCGGCAGACGACCCGAAGCCGCAGGCCAAGACGCGGCUGGUGAAGCAGCUCGCGCCAGGCACCGAGGACGUCGACGUGUACGAGCUCUUCCGGCCAUUCGGGCCGCUGGCACGUGCGGUGCGCAUCCUGACGAACCCGGCGGGCGUGCACACGGGCUUCCGUGGCAUGGCGCUGCUCGAGUUCUACGCCGAGGAGGAUGCGGCGCGGGCGCAGAACGAGAUGCACUGCACCGAGGUGCGCGGCAAGACCAUCUCGGUCGCCAUCGACUCGGCACCGCGGCGGCCUAGCGCAGCUGGUGGGCAGGAGUUCAGCGCAGCUGCGGCGCCUUUCGUGCCCGGCGCCGGUGCCUCGCGAGGCAUGAGCGCCGCUGCGCCCUCCUUCACACCGCCGCAGCGCAAUGUGUCGGGCUCUAGCAGCUCGAUCUACGCCACGCAGCCCGCCCCGCCGCAGCUCAACUCGCAGCAGGCCGGGCCCAUCAUCGCCGUGCCCGGCACAAAUUUGCAGUACUCGGCCUCUGCGGCCACCUACAUCGACCCCUGCAACCUGUUCUGCAAGAACCUCGACCCCGAGAUCUCGUCCAACGACCUCUUCGCGGCGUUCAAGCAGUUCGGGCGCAUCGUGUCUGCGCGCGUCAUGCGCGACGAGCACGGCGUGAGCCGCGAGUUUGGCUUCGUCAGCUACACGACGGCCGACGAGGCGAGCCGCGCGCUGCACGCCAUGAACAACGUCGUGCUCGGCUCCAAGGCGAUGAUGGUGCGCCUUCACGAGCCAAAGAAGAUGCGCGAGCAGAAGCUGGCACACAAGUUCUCCGGCGCGCCGACAAACGGCGUCGGACCGCACGGCCGCGGCAGCCCGCCGGUCAGCGGACAUGCAUCCGAGACGAAUGGCAGCCCGGCAGGCACGCCGAACCUGGAGCAAGGCGGCUUUGCCGCGGCGCGCAAGCUGCCCGAGCGGCCUGCACACACGUUCACGCGCGGCGCAUCGGACAAUGCCGCAGCCAGUGGCAGCACCGGCAGCGAGCCAGCGCCGGCUCCGCUCAGCAUGCAGAGCAUCACGGCCGAGCUGGCGCAAAAGGUCGGAGCGUUGCCGACCGUGCGCGCUGAGCAGGUGGACGACAUCGUCAAGGAGAUGCUCAAGCUCAGCUUGCCCGAGACGCUCGAGGCUCUCAACAACCCCGUCGAGCUGAUGCAGCGCGUCAACGACGCGCGCGACGAGUUGCCGCAGUCGCCUGUCGCGCAGCAGUCCGCGUUCCUCUCGACACCGCUGCAGCCCGUCGGCACGCUCGCCGACAGCGCGUCCGUCAUGUCCUCGGCGCCGGCAUCCGCAAAGGAGCGCGAGCGCCUGCUCAAGGCUGUGCAUGCCAUUGUGCCCGCCGGCAGCCCAGUGGAGGACAUCACCGACAUGCUCACGAGUCUGAACAAGAAGGACCGCGCGCUCUGCCUCUUCAACGCAGACUUCCUCAGGACGAAGGUCGACGAGGCUCGCGAGAUUCUCGACAUCACGGAAGAGGACGGCGAGGAGGUCAAGGCGAAGAGCGCGGGCAGCUCGCCCGUCGUGACGUCGCAGUCGCCGGCCGCUGCCAUCGCUGCUGCCGCAAGCGGCUCGACCGAGGCAGCAGCCGAGCCCGCCGCACCGACACACACGCUUGUCAGCCUGGCGCGUCUGCCUGCCAUCGAGAUCAUCCGGCUGGCCUCGGCGGCGCCGGACUCUGGCUCUGCGGGCUUGCCGCUGCCGAAGGCGGACCCAGAGAAGAUGCGAGAGACGGAUGAGUUCAUCGACUCGCUCAAGGGCAAGCCGGCCCACGACCAGAAGCAGAAGGUCGGAGACCAUCUCUUCAAGAAGAUCCGCUCCUUUGGCGUCAAGGGUGCGCCGAAGAUCACCAUCACACUGCUCGACUCAGAAGACCUGCGCGCUCUGGCACACCUCAUGAACUCAUACCCCGAGGUGCUGCGCCAAAAAGUCACGUUCCUCGCCGGCGGCGGCGCCAAGUAGGGCGCCGCGCUGCCGCGCCUCACCUGUCCUUACUCGAGCGCCCCUCUUCGCCCUUCACCGCGCCACUGCGCAGCUGCCUGCAUCGACGUCGGCCUCUCUUCUGCAGGGCUCGCGCGGUGGCAGCGCCUUAGACCCUCUCUUCCUUGCGUUACCCCACCCUCGGCGCCGUGGUUCUGCUUCGUCUCGCGAGCUGUCGGCGCGGGGCUGCACUUCCUCUUGAAGCGCGUGUCUAGCACCUCGCUGAAUUGCACACGUUGGCAAACGAUCACAUGUUCUGAGUGCUGUACAUGGAGCGUUUGCUAUUGCGAUGUGCUGGCAAACCCUGCCGGGGUAUAACGCUACAGGACGCCUUACUUGCUCUCGGCCGUGACUGCCUCAUUGUCUUUCUCCUCGUUGUCGCUCUCGUUCUUGCCCUCCACCUCACGCUUCUCGUCA